Molecule: messenger RNA, 6510 nt
Organism: Penicilliopsis zonata CBS 506.65
Lineage: Eukaryota; Fungi; Ascomycota; Eurotiomycetes; Eurotiales; Aspergillaceae
Exons: 1
Coding region: 1-6510 (2169 amino acids)
Biological process (GO): fatty acid biosynthetic process; secondary metabolite biosynthetic process
Molecular function (GO): phosphopantetheine binding; fatty acid synthase activity; 3-oxoacyl-[acyl-carrier-protein] synthase activity
Source: RefSeq, a predicted model, not a curated record
AUGCCCCCCAUUGCAAUUAUUGGCACUGGCUGCCGGUUCCCUGGCGGCGCAGACUCUCCUUCACGUCUAUGGGAAUUAUUGCGUGAACCGACUGAUGAUUUGGCAUCCAAACCACCGCUCGACCGCUGGAACUUCCAUGGACCGAAUCAAGCUACAAAUAAUGAGGGAAGACAGACAAAGAUCAGGCGAGAUAGUACCCCUGAAGCCUAUUUCCUCCAGGAGGAUCUCCGUGCCUUUGAUGCCCCCUUCUUCAACAUCUCUCCCCUGGAGGCUGCCUCGAUGGAUCCCCAGCAACGGCUGCUGAUGGAAGUUGUCUAUGAGGCCCUUGAGGGGGCCGGCCUACCGCUAGAGCGCCUGCAGGGCUCCUCAACGGGCGUGUAUUGCGGCCACAUGAACCAUGACUAUUUCGACCUGCUCAACGCCGAGCCAGACGGGCUGCCCCCAUUUGCCCUCACUGGCACCCAUCCCUCCAUCCUGGCCAACCGCCUCUCCUAUUUCUUUGACUGGAGUGGGCCAUCGCUUGUCCUUGACGCCGCCUGCUCCUCCAGCCUGACGGCUCUGCACCUGGCCGCCAGCGCUCUGAACCAGGGCGACUGUUCCAUGGCGGUUGUAACCGGCAGCGCCCUUAUCCUGUCUCCAGACACCUCUACCUGGGCCACCCAGGCCCGUCUGCUGUCCCCUACAGGCCGCUGCCACAUGUGGGAUGAGGCCGCCGAUGGUUACGCGCGUGGUGAGGGGGUGGCAGCAGUGGUGCUGAAGCCCCUGGCCGACGCCCUGGCAGACGGCGACCCUAUAGAAUGCAUCAUCCGGGCCACUUCCGCCAACUGUGACGGCCGGACUGCCUCCCUAAGCAUGCCCAGCGCCGAUGCCCACUGCCGGCUCAUCCAGGCCACGUACGCCCGCGCCGGCCUGGACCCGCGGCAUCCCGCCGACCGCUGCCAGUACUUUGAGGCCCAUGGCACAGGCACUAUAGUAGGGGACCAGACAGAGGCUGCAGGCAUUGCCGCCGCGUUUUUCCCUGAUAGAGAGCCUUCCCCCACCGAUGAGCUGGUCUAUGUCGGCUCGGUGAAGACGGUCAUCGGCCAUAGCGAGGCCACGGCAGGCUUGGCCGGGCUCAUCAAGGCCUCCCUGGCCCUACAGCACGCCGUUAUCCCCCCUAACCUCCACUUCCACAAGCUCCAUGCCCAUGUCGCUCCGUACGCCUCGCACCUGAGCGUGCCCACAACCGCCUUGCCCUGGCCUGAUCUGCCUGUGGGCGUCCCCCGUCGGGCUUCAGUCAGUUCCUUCGGCUUCGGCGGGUCCAACGCCCAUGUCAUUCUAGAGAGUCAUGUCGUGUCUUCUCUCCCACCCGGGGCUGGACUGACUACGCCGCAGCCGGUGAUGCUUCCCUUUGUCUUCUCGGCUGCCUCGGAACGUUCCUUGGCGAUUCUUCUGCGGCGAUACAUUGACUGGGUAGAGGAACACAAGGGGACCAUUGACAUCUCUGGUCUGGCAGCGUCUCUCAUCUCCAAACGCUCCACGCUCACCCAUCGGGUCUUUCUCACUGCGGAUUCAAUUCCAGCCCUGUUGGCGAGAUUGAGGGACCACUGCACACAACCUACUCCAAUCACCCGUCGGCUCCCUUCUUUAUCCGUGGAAAAGAGGAUUCUAGGCGUGUUUACUGGGCAGGGAGCACAAUGGCCGCAGAUGGGCCUUAAAAUGGUAUCACAAUGUCCCCAAGCCGCCGCUUGGCUGCAGGACCUCCAACAACACUUGGAUAGUCUCCCGCCCGAGUACCGGCCGGGCUUCACUCUUCUCGACGAGCUGGCUGCGCCCGCCUCCUCCUCUCGCCUCGACUCGGCGGCGGUAUCGCUUCCACUGCGGACGGCGCUGCAGAUCAUCCAAGUGAACCUGCUGCGCGCUCUGGGGGUCCAGUUCGCGGCGGUGGUGGGCCAUUCCUCGGGCGAGAUCGCCGCUGCGUAUGCCGCUGGGUGGCUCAAUGCCGGCACUGCCAUCCAGAUUGCUUGGUUACGAGGAAUGGCGAUCGAGCGCGCCGUCUGCGCAGCCCAACCGGGCAGCAUGUUGGCUGUGGACAUUUCCUGGGACCAAGCCGAGGCCGUCUGCAGUGAGGAAUCCUACCAUAAUCGGGUGGUCAUUGCAGCGUACAAUUCUCCGUCCAAUGUGACUCUUUCGGGCGACAGCGAGGUCAUCUCCGAGCUCGAAUGGCUGUUCGAGAGCCUGGAAUACAGCCCGAAACGUCUUGCCGUCACCAAGGCAUAUCACUCGCACCACAUGCGACCAUGUUCGGAAACCUACCUGAAGGCCAUGACAGACUGCCAGAUCCAAGCCAGUAACAGGUUGUCUUCUGGGAGCAAAUGGUAUUCCAGCGUGCAUGAAGAGAUGGUUAUGGGACAGCCUGACGCCCAAUACUGGACUGACAACUUGCUGCAACCAGUGCGUUUCUCACAGGCCCUAGCCAAGGCAAUAGGAGAUAACGAUGGGUUCAAUGCAAUUAUUGAGAUUGGACCGCAUCCUGCUCUUCGCGGGCCAAGUCUGCAGACCCUGGCCACCCAGCCGAAUGAGAUGCCGUACAUCUCCCUCUCCCAACGCAGCACAGAUGAUAUUGAAGCCUUGACCCUCGGCAUAGGGUCCCUAUGGGCGUACCUAGGAGCGACAGCCAUCAAUGUGGAUUCCUUUAUCAGACAGGUUCUCCCCUCCUCACAACCGCUUCACAGCAAUCCUCCUCUCCCAACCUAUCCCUUUGAUCACAGUCAGACGUACUGGACUCUCCCGCGACUGUCAAUUGCCCGGACCUGCCUCUCAAGGCCCAAACACCCUUAUCUUGGUGCUCCCACUCCAGAGACAGGAGAGGGAGAGUGGCGCUGGCGGCAUGUCCUGCAAGGCGCCGACACCCUGGACUGGAUCCAGGGACACCAGAUACAAUCACAGACCAUUCUUCCUGCCUCGGCGUGGCUAGUAAUGGUUUUUGAGGCGGCUCGACUGAUUGCUGAAGAAGACAACCUGCGACCUCAGUCAAUAGAGGUUCGCGAUCUCGCCAUUGAGAGGGCACUCGUUAUACCCCCGGAAGAUAUCGUCGAGACUCUCUUCACAGUGACCGAGAUCACCGGGGAGGAGAAUGAUAAGACACACUUGGCCGCAACAUUCACUUGUCAGGCCGUUUUGAAUGGCCGAUUCCGACGCUGUGCAUCUGGCCGCUUCAAGAUCGCUCGCGGGAAACGUGAUGAUGGUGAAGAUACGGCAAUACAUCAAAGGGAGCCUGCUGCUCUAAAGUCCAUCAGUCCAGAUCACUUUUAUACUGAGCUGCACAAGCUCGGCUAUCAUUACUCGGGUCUCUUUCGCUCCCUGACAGACAUUCGGCGGCGUCGAGAUCUGGCUGUGGGAACAGUCACCGCACUGGAUCAUCUGUAUGAAGACGAUCUUUGCAUCCACCCGGCCACGCUGGACGUUAGUCUGCAUACCCUGCUAGGGGCCAUUGGAUACCCAGGGGACGGUCAAAUCUCUGGUCUCUAUCUUCCAACCUACAUAGAGCGUGCAAGUAUAAACCUGACCUGGAGGUGUCGCGGUCAGCUCACCGUUCAGGCAACGCUGUCUCCAGAUAGCCUUUUAUCUGGGGGCGUGACUAUUUUUGACUCCCAAGGACGGAACUGCAUCCAAGUUGAGGGCCUACAGUUAUCACAACUCACAGAAGCCAGCUAUAAAGAGUGGCCGAUGUUCGCAGAGGAAGUCUGGGGUCCCUUGCUGCCGUCGCUGCCUUCUACCACUUCUUCCUCCUCCAUAGUUGAUCAUCUUGCCCUUCUAUACUUACGCGAGGUAGCCCUCAAGUUAACUGAUGAAGACCGCCAACGAGUGGAAAGACACAGAGUGCGGUGUAUGGAAUGGAUGGAUCACAUCAUGGUGACAGUUUGCUCAGGGAAGCACCCGAUAUUUUCACCUGACUCUCUAGAGAGCGAUAUGACCUCAGUCCUACCACUUGCAAGGCAACAGGUCCGGCCAGAAGUGGUCCAGACUUUAGAAAUGGUCAAGAGUAACCUGGCGGACUGGCUGCGAGGUGACAAGGAUGUCUUAUUAGAUCAUAACCCUAGUCGAGACGAACUGAUUCUUCGUCUUGAUCCUGAAUCUAUCCACGCUCUGGCCACUGUUAUCAAGCAACUGGUUUUCCGGUACCCGCGCAUGAGAAUAUUGCAAGUUGGAGCCGGCGAUGGGGUUAUCACUCGCCAGAUUCUAGACCAGAUCAGGGAGAACUAUCACUCUUACACGUUCACCGACAUAUCGGCAGUCUUGGUCCAGAAGGCCCAGGAGGAGCCAGUAGACCGUUUUGUCUAUAAGACUUUGAAUUGUGAGCAGGAUAUCACUGAACAGGGCUUCAAGGAGCAUGAAUAUGACCUUGUGAUUAUCAGUGAUAUUUUCUAUCGCCUUAUCGAGAGCACCUUGGCCAACCUUGCCCGUCUACUCAAACCCGGUGGCAGACUGGCGGUUUUAACCAUCGCGGAUCCUGAUUCCAUUGCCUGGCAUCUUAUCCUUAGCGGGAUGGAGCAAUCAUCGCUGGAGAGGGUCCAUUUCAAUGGCAGUCAAACAUGGGUCGACUUGCUGGAGAAAACUGGCUUCAAUAAUGGCAUGGAGACAACCCUAAACCCUAACCCUAACCCUAACUCAGCCAACCUUCCAGGCAUGUCUGUCUUCACUGCCCAAGCAGUGGACGAGAAGCUCCAGAGGAUGCAAAACCCUCUCGCUGCCAUACAUGAUCAACAACAAUAUCCAGACCUCAUCCUAGUUGGGGGUUCCACAGCAAGCACCGCCGAGCUACUUGCUGAUAUCAGAACUCUACUCGCACCAUUCUUCUCGCGCAUCACGGCGGUGACUACAGUGGAAGCCUGUAACCUCCCUCCAGACAUCUCAUUAGCUGUCGUUUUGGUUACCUGUGAUAUGGACAGCCCGUGUCUGCACUCACCCACUGCGGACCGUCUGCGUGGUUUGAAGGAUAUAAUCCGCGUAUCAGGCCGGAUGUUGUGGCUCGCCAUGAGCAAUGAUCUUCAGGCAGACCCAUUGCUACGCAUGAGUAAGGGGUUUUUACGCUCGUUAGCAUUUGAGAAUCCACAUAUUGUGUUCCAGCAUCUCACCAUGGAAGAUGCGUUAACUGCCGCCUCCCCCGAGUUCGUCGUGUCAGCUCUCCUGCGCCUGCUUUAUGUGAAUGUUGAGGCCGAUUAUCAUCCCUUCUCGUGCAUAGAGAGCGUCGAGCCGGAACUCCUGCUCAAGAACGGUGUCUUGAGAAUUCCACGCAUACAAAGCAACAGAUCCAUGAACAGCCGCUGGCUGGCCAGUCGAGGGUCUGUCCAAAUGAACAGCUCAGACACCAAUACCAUCUCCGCCAGUCACCUCAUCCACUUGAGCCCACACAGAACCUAUCUCCUGGCCGGGAUGACAGGUGAUCUCGGUUGCUCAUUGUGUCAAUGGAUGAUCACUCGUGGAGCUCGCUCCCUUGUCCUCGCUAGCCGUUCUCCCAAGGUUGAUGCCGAAUGGCUAGCUGAGAUGGGUUCCCUAGGUGCUUCCGUAGUGGCCAUGUCUAUGGACCUCUCAGAUCGUCCUUCCGUCCUCCAGGUCCAUGCACGGAUUAAGUCCGAAUUACCUCCUCUCGGCGGUAUUGUCCAAGGAGCGAUGGUCCUGCGUGACACUGCCUUUGGCGAUGCAACCCUAGAAGACAUCCAGGCGGUCCUGGCGCCCAAAGUCCAGGGCAGCCAGAUCCUCAAUGAGCUCCAUCAAAAUACAGACCUUGAUUUCUUCCUCCUCAUCGGUUCAAUCUCCGGACCCGCAGGCAACUUCCACCAGACAGCCUAUUCUGCCGCAACGGAAUUCAUGGCUGGGCUUAUACAUCAGCGCCGCCGUCGCGGUCAGGUAGGCAGUAUCAUCCACCCCUCUCAGCUGUGUGGCGUCGGAUACCUGGCGGGCCUGGAUGCUCAGCACAGGAACACCCUGACCGACCGAAUGGGCUCUUUUGUCCUGUCGGAACGGGACUUUCUCGAACUCGUCGCCGAGGGUAUCCUCGCCGGGAAGCCAGGCUCUGGGCGGUCGCCGGAGAUCAUGGGCGGCCAUCGCAUGGUCGAUCUGGCCGAAUUCCCCGACGCGAUGUUGUACCGCAACCCGAAAUACUGGCCGUUUUUCCGGCAGUCAGGAGUCGUAGAGAACCAGCAGGAGCAGCAUCAGGCAGUUCAACCGAUCAAAGCACAGAUCGCUGCCGCAGCCAACCUCCCUGCCGCUACAGAGAUCAUUGCCAACAACUUCCUGGAUCGCCUGCGUCGGAAGCUGCGUCUGCCUCCGGAUGCCGUUCUCUCGUGGGAGACCUUGUUGACCGAGGUGGGCGUCGACUCGAUCCUCGCCGUCGACCUUCGCUCUUGGUUCCUCACGGAGCUGGGCGUCGAUAUUGCAGUGUUGCAGCUGUUGGGGGGGUCCAUUGAAGCUCUCGUGAAGAGCGCUGUGCAAAAGCUUGGUUUGACGGACGCUUUAGCUGAUCCGUAG